Momordica charantia (bitter melon) is the source of this 698-nucleotide messenger RNA. Its product is annotated as ATP-dependent RNA helicase. Lineage: Eukaryota; Viridiplantae; Streptophyta; Magnoliopsida; Cucurbitales; Cucurbitaceae. The record is from RefSeq and is a predicted model, not a curated record.
GAAUUUCUGUAGCAUCUUCUUUCGUUUAUCGUUCUGUCGCCCGUAUCAACGCCUGUUCCCAAGUUUCGAUCCCGAUCUUGUAUUUUAGGGUUAGGGUUUGGUUUUCUCUGCAAAUUGAGGCAGAGAUGGCGAUGAAGCAAUUCUUCUCCGAAAUCAAGGGCUUGAAGGUUAAGGAGCUGCCCGGCCACGUGAAGCCGAUGCUUUCCAUUGACUACAUUAAGAAGGCAGUGGAGAGAGGUCUCGACAAUUACAACGCCAAGUACAUUCAGACCGGCUCUAUUGACCCUCUGUUACAUGUCUGCUUUGGCGGUAUGGUAUUUUCCUACCUCGUUGCCCUCCCUGAGGAACGACGACACCUUGCACACCAGCAACACGCCAAAGAGCAUGGUGGCCACUGAUCGAGUUCUCUAUCUUUUGAGGGUUAAGGUGCCUCAAAGGUGUUUCUGGUCAAUAAUUUGUUUCCCGAGUGUUUUUGUAUCUUGGUCUUACUGGCUGAAACUUGCUAUUUUCUUUUACACAUGAGGAAAUAAACAACAGACUUUUCUUUGAGUUUUGAACCAUCAAUGGCGACCAUCGCUGAUUCGCAACCCGAGUUCAUGUUUGUAUUUUCAUUUACUUUCUUGCACAUGAUAUUGUUCUAUGCUCACUUCUCUGGUUAAUUUAAUUCUUUGUCAAAAUGCAAAUUGAUGUUGAUCAAA